AAGGGCAUUUAAUCACGUGAUCUACAGCGCUAUCGGAGCAGCACGAACUCGUACACGGGUCCAUGGGAGCAGCGAAAGGUUCCUUCCACCCCUUACAAGCCUGCUGUACAGAUAAAAGCGACGGUAGAGGUAGUUGCAUGCUGUUUCAGUUACACUUGGUGACUGAUCUCGGCUAUACAUGUACCGACACGUCUAAAGCAUAGUUCAAAGGUCAUAGGUACAAGGUAACUCAAGUCUGACACCCGCAGCGGCAUGGUAUAGAUGAAAGUACCCUUUUGGUGUUCGCAUUUAUUCAAAAAUUAUAGCUACCAGUUUGGAAACGAUCUCCAUCGAGCAUUUCUUAGCCGUGCCACGACAGGAAAAAUGCGCUUUGUACAGUUCGAGUGGAGCGGAAGGAAAGGUGUUGGAGUUGAGGUGGAGGAUGGAGGCGAUGUUGUGGAUGUGACAGAGGCAGACCCAAGCGUGCCUCACAACAUGAGGGACUUCAUCGAUGGGGGCCAUCGAAAUCUCCUAGCCGCGCAAAAUGCAGUUAACAGCGGUCAUUUUGUGCUGAAGCGGGAAAAAGUGAAGAUCAUUGCACCCAUUACCAACCCAGAAAAGUUGCUGUGCAUUGGAAUGAAUUAUAUUGAUCACUGCAAAGAGCAGGACUGCCCCAUUCCAGAAGAACCAGUAGUCUUCAGCAAAUUUAACAGUGCCAUCAUUGGACCAACAGAUGAUUUAAUUUAUCCUGAGGAAACAAAGCAACUUGACUGGGAGGUAGAGCUUGCUGUUGUGAUUGGGAAAACAGCAAAAAAUGUUCCAGUGGAAAAGGCAAUGGACUAUGUUUUUGGCUUUAUGGUUGCUCAUGAUGUCAGUGCAAGAGACUGGCAGUUCAAGAAUGGAGGGCAGUUCCUGUUAGGCAAAACUAUGGAUGGUUUCUGUCCUUUGGGGCCUGCUAUUGUUAUGAAGGAAGACCUAAGGGAUCCUCAUAAUCUGAAGAUGUGGACACGAGUAAAUGGUAUUGUGAAACAAGACAGCAGUACAAACCAGCUUGUUUUCAAAACACCUGAACUUAUCACCUUUCUCUCCAGGUUUAUGACCCUUAAGCCAGGAGAUGUCAUCCUGACAGGUACACCUCCUGGUGUUGGUGUCUUUCGUAAGCCCCCAGAAUUUUUGAAAAGAGGGGAUAUAGUAGAGGUGGAAAUUGAAGACAUAGGCACAUUGCGGAAUAAAGUUGUUUGAGGUGCAAGCAUUUUGUACUAUACAAUGUUCUCAGUUCAUUAUUUUUUUAUUACAUUAAUUCUGCAUCUGUUUGAUAUCUUAACAUGAUGGUUAGUGUAUCAUAAUAGAACACUCCUCGUGUUCUAAUCUGGUGCAGAGUAGAUGAGGAUCAUUUAGAAUUUAUGCAUUUUUAAAGAUGAUAACCUUUUGCAAUGUAUUUUUUUUAUCCUAGCCCUCUGUAUUAACAUUUACAGAUUUUAUAAUGAUUUUACAUGAACUGCUUAGAAUGCAGAGAGACAUUUCUACCUUAUGCAAGGAGCUAUAUGAAUAGCAUUGUGCAUGCAAAAAUGUGAUCUUAAAGACUGUAGGAGGCUGUGCCUUUACACAAAUCCUUAAAUGUUUUUUUGUUCUCAUCAAUAGGAUAAAAAAUAGCUUGGUGUAAUAUACCAUUUCGCCUAAUGCCUGCUGGUGCACUUUUUUAAAAACUUUUUGUGCUACUUAUUUUCUCCAUAACCUAAGCCUUAAGAUAAAUCUGGUGAAAAAGAAUUGGUUGUUUACAUUACACCCUGGGUGUAUUAUGCCUGGAGUAAACAUGUCAUAAAAGAUUGCUGUUGCCAUGGUGAGAACCCACUGUUGUAAAAAUAAUUUGAUACUAGUAAAUUUUAUAGUAGCACUUUAUCACUUGUAGCACUUUCCUUUUGUCUGUUGAUGCUAAAGAAAAAAUGUUACCAAAAAAUUCUUCAAAACCUCUACAAUCCAAAAUAUUUCAUCAUAUUUAUUCCUGCACUUAUUUGUUAUCUAUAAAAACAAAUUUGUAAACUUUUGCACUUCUCUUUUUAAUUUUUCUUGUCACGUUUUGAAAUAAAUGUUGUAGAUCUGUAAAUUGGUUUUACAGAUUUUUCAGGUUAGUGUAUGGAAGGGCAUUCUUGUGAUUAUUAUUAUUUAAACAAAAGGGCUCUUGCUGGCUGGUGCUACUUCUGAUACUUGUUGAUGUUGACCAGAGUGAUGAACUCCUGGCUGAAAAAAAUUUCACUUAAACAGGGUACCCUUUUGAUUCACAUUGUUCCGUAUUUGUCUUGUAUGCACACACACUCCUCCUCCCUUGAGGGUUCCAGUCAAGUGCCAGCCUGGCAAUGGUAUCAGCUGGUAUGCGCAGGGUGUGUCCUAUCCAGCCCCAUUAGAGCUUUUUGAUGUCUUGGUUAGUGGCAUUCUGGUUGGUUCUUUUUCACAGGCUGCUGCUGGAGAUUUUUUCAGGCCAUCUUAUUCCCAGAAUAUGGUGUAGGCAUUGGUUGAUAAAGGUCUGGAGCUUGUUGUUGAUGGUGUUUGUUACCAUGUUUCAGAAUCAUACAGUAGGACUGCUUUCACAUUAGUGUUAAAGAUGCGGAUCUUCACAGUGAAAGCAUGUUACAGCUUUUGAUGUCGUCAUCUGCUCCACCAUCCUUGUUGACAAUGCUCCCCAGAUACAUGAAGCGAUCUGUUUCCAGGAUGUUCUCUCCUUCAAGUUGGAUUGGGAGUUCCUGCUUUUUGUUGAUUCUCAUCACUUCAGUCUUCUUUCUUUUGACCUUUAAGCCAGUCUUCUCUGCUUCCUCUGUUAGCUAACUCAGUUUGGUUUUUGCAUUCUGCUGCUGA
Messenger RNA from Pomacea canaliculata, 2829 nucleotides. RefSeq names its product fumarylacetoacetate hydrolase domain-containing protein 2-like. The transcript has 7 exons. The coding region runs from base 262 to 1221 and encodes 319 amino acids. Lineage: Eukaryota; Metazoa; Mollusca; Gastropoda; Architaenioglossa; Ampullariidae. Gene Ontology annotation, molecular function: hydro-lyase activity. The record is from RefSeq and is a predicted model, not a curated record.